This is a messenger RNA of Phytophthora infestans T30-4, 618 nucleotides long. RefSeq lists its product as uncharacterized. The record is from RefSeq and is a predicted model, not a curated record. Gene Ontology annotation, cellular component: extracellular region. Bases 1 to 618 code for a protein of 205 amino acids. The transcript is spliced from 2 exons. NCBI's taxonomy places the organism in Eukaryota, Oomycota, Peronosporomycetes, Peronosporales, Peronosporaceae.
AUGCUCGCGCUGCUGCUGGGGUUUUUCGUCUCGCAGGCCAGCGCCUCAGGCUCUGGGUCCCUUGGUGGCUCCGUGGAGUUCCAAACCGAAGAGACCGCCAGCCCUAUGACCACCACUUCAUCCUCUUCAUCAUCGUCAUCGUCGUCGACAGAGGUGACUUUAGCGCCGAUCAACGCUCCGUCGUCCACCUCCACUACCUUCCAGCUCGUCGACAACAUCGACUGUAACAGCACCGUAUCCAGUAUGAUCUACGUCAUCUACAACAAGAACCGCGCGCUUUUCGACUCGUGCGUGUCAGACGCCCAGUACCAAAUUUUCCCCUUCCUCGGAACGGAGCCCUCGACUACUCAGGUGCAGGCAAUGGCGACGUCCACUUCCUGCGACAUUGUCUUCACGGGGCUUUUGCUUGCGAGCUUUCCUCAGUGCACGAUCUCUGGCUUUCCGUUCAAGGCAGCGGCGGAGACUCUGCUGAAGAUUCACGUGGAUGUAGUCAACGGGUACGCGCCAUCACCGAGUGCAGAGCGGUUCCAGGAAAUGCUGUCGUGGCGUCGAUGCGUGAACCUCGCCAAAGAAGCAGGUCAACAGCUCCAUUCGCAUGCUGUCAAACUACCGGAUUGA